AUGGAAGACCCGUCUUUGCAAAUCCAUUUUAAGGGGCAUAAAGAUGUUAUCAAAUGUGUGGACUUUAACCCAAACGGAAAACAACUUGCUUCCUGUUCUAUGGAUGCUUGUUUGAUGGUUUGGAAUAUUAGGCCUCAGACAAGAGCAUACAAAUUUACGGGUCAUAAAGAUGCGAUAUUUUGCGUUCGAUUUUCCCCGACUGGUGAACUAAUUGUCACUGCAUCUCGAGACAAAACAGUGAAAUUAUGGGUCCCGAGCAUAAAAGGAGAGUCUAUAACAUAUCGUGCACAUACAGCAGCUGUCCGCUGGGUAGAUAUUUCUUCAGAUGACAUGAAGAUUUGUACAGCUUCUUCGGAUAAGUCAGUGAAGGUUUGGAGUCUACACAGACAGAAGUUUUUGUUUUCUCUGAAUCAGCAUGUAAAUUGGGUGCGGUGCUGUCGAUUUUCCCCUGACUCACGUCUCAUUAUUUCAUCAUCAGAUGAUAAAACUAUUAAAUUGUGGGAUACCGAGACACAAAGCUGUGUCCAUACUUUUCACGAAACCAAUGGUUUUGCUUCUCACUUAGAUUUUCACCCCAGUGGCAACUGUUUCGCAGCAGGUAGUACUAAUUCCUCUGUGAAACUUUGGGAUCUACGCAUGAAUAGACUUCUCCAACAUUAUGACGCUCAUAAUGGACCCGUACACAAUGUCUCCUGUCAUCCAAAUGGUCAUUUUCUUUUAUCUGCAUCAGAAGAUUCUACUCUAAAGAUAUUUGAUCUUGUUGAAGGGCGUCCCUUGUAUACUCUUCAAGGUCACACUGGACCUGUUACUGCAGCUGCAUUCUCUGCUUCUGGUGAUCACUUCGCAUCUGGUGGGAAUGAUGAACAGGUAUUUUUGUGGCGCACAAAUUUUGAUAAAUGUGGAAAGGAAAUACCUACCAAAAGUCCGAAUAAAAGCCCCAGUCGUAUUCUAACAACGUCUGAUCCUGCAUCACGGAGUAAAUCUAUCCAAAUUAACCGUCGAGUUUUAUGUCCUGAGUCUAAUUCUGUUGGUGGCUGUCAAAUGAAUGGAAGCGAGUCUGAAGAAAAAGAAGAUAAACAGUCCUCUAAUACACCUGAAACCACUGUUGAUUAUCAUGAAUCGCCUACUGGUGAUACACUGAAUCCACGUACCUCAGUAAAAUGUCAUUUUCCGCAUAUUAUUCGUAAUCAAUCUGGAAUUAGUACACCGAGUACAUUGCCCUUGACAUCAAAUUUGAAUGUUGCACAAUUUGGGAAUUCUAAGACGCCUGUGAAUUUAGACGACGAACGCCAAAAUGUCCCACCGUCAUUGUCAACAACACUUGAACAUAUUUUUUCCCAACUGGAUAUAUUGACACAGACUGUUUCAAUAGUGGAACAACGUUUAACCUUACUAGAAAAUAAAUCAACCAAUAAUGCUUGA
Molecule: messenger RNA, 1422 nt
Organism: Trichobilharzia regenti
Lineage: Eukaryota; Metazoa; Platyhelminthes; Trematoda; Strigeidida; Schistosomatidae
Source: the annotation of a GenBank genome assembly